Sclerotinia trifoliorum is the source of this 2586-nucleotide messenger RNA. The record is from the annotation of a GenBank genome assembly. NCBI's taxonomy places the organism in Eukaryota, Fungi, Ascomycota, Leotiomycetes, Helotiales, Sclerotiniaceae.
CUAGCGAUACAGGGUGUCCCUAACAAUCACUCUUGUAUCAGUAACAACAAAGCCGCCGAUUCCCCCAAAGACAAAGUCAAUACCAACUGUGUCCACAAUCUAUCACAUUCAAGUAAUCUCUACUUUUCAUCUCAAUACCAUCGGUGGAUGAUAGCAUAUUCGAACUUCGCGACUACGCGAUUCUCACAAACACCUUUCUGAGGUACCCGUUUCUGGGUUGUCUGUAUCGAAUUGGCCGUCUUUAUCCACAAUGCGAUCUCUGACUUCCAAGACCAGUUCAGCCUUGCUGACGAUAUGGGGAUUAUUGUCUGUAUCGCUGAUGCCCUCCGUGGGCCAAGCAGAUAAAACCGCGGGGGAUUAUUUUGUUCACUCCCUGCCGGGUGCUCCGGCUGGGCCAUUGCUCAAGAUGCAUGCUGGGUAAGUUGUAUUCACAUUACAUUUUACCACAUCUAGCUCACACUCCUUUUACAGACAUAUUGAGGUCACCCCUGAGCAUCACGGAAAUAUAUUCUUUUGGCAUUUUCAAAAUAGACACAUUGCCAACAAACAGCGCACGGUAAUUUGGUUGAAUGGUGGCCCGGGUUGCAGUUCUGAGGAUGGAGCUUUAAUGGAGAUUGGACCUUACAGAGUCAAGGAUGGAUCUAAUGGACCGAAACUCGAAUACAAUCCAGGAUCGUGGGAUGAAUUCGCGAAUGUUAUGUUCGUGGAUAAUCCGGUAGGAACAGGAUUCAGUUUCGUGGACUCGGACAGCUACAUUCAUGAUUUGCCGGAGAUGGCAGACCAAUUCGUCCAAUUUUUGGAAAAAUGGUUUGCGCUAUUUCCUGAGUAUGAGCAUGAUGAUGUGAGCAUAAUCCCAUUCAAUCAUUUCUAUGUGGAUUACUGAUUAUUUUAAAGCUAUACCUUGCGGGAGAAUCUUAUGCGGGACAGCACAUUCCCUACAUCACAAAAGCGAUUCUCGAACGAAACAAGAAGCCUGACGCGAAACACAAGUGGCCAGUCAAGGGAAUGCUAAUUGGUAAUGGGUGGAUUUCACCAGUCGAACAAUACAUGUCCUAUCUUCCAUUCGCGUACGAGAAGGGGCUGGUCAAGAAGGAUAGUGAAAAGGCAAAGAAACUGGAAUCCCAACAAGCUAUUUGCACCAAAAUGCUGAACGAGAACGGUGGGAGAGACAAGGUUGAUAACAGCCAGUGCGAACAAAUCUUGCAAGAAAUUCUGUCGACUACGCAAAGCAAAGGCUCCGAUGGCAAUAUGCAAUGCUACAAUAUGUAUGAUGUGAGAUUGAAGGACUCCUACCCAAGCUGUGGUAUGAACUGGCCUCCUGAUUUGGUCAAUGUCACUCCUUACCUUCGCCGAUCGGAUGUGGUUGCAGCUCUUCAUAUUUCGCCCGAAAAGAGGACCGGGUGGACCGAGUGUAACGGUGCUGUUGGCAGCGCUUUUAGAGCCGCGAACUCUAGGCCUUCUAUCCAGAUUCUACCGGAACUACUUGCAGAAGUCCCUACGAUAUUAUUUUCCGGUGCUGAGGAUUUGAUUUGCAACCACAUUGGCACUGAAGAAUUGAUCAGCAAUAUGGAAUGGAACGGGGGCAAAGGUUUUGAACUUGGAUCAGGAACUUGGGCACCACGACGAGAUUGGGAAUUUGAAGGCGAGCCAGCGGGAUUCUGGCAAGAGGCACGCAACUUAACAUAUGUCCUUUUCUACAAUUCCUCUCACAUGGUACCAUUCGAUUAUGCUCGACGUACCCGAGAUAUGCUCGAUAGAUUCAUGAAAGUGGAUAUCGCUAGUAUUGGUGGAGCUCCAACCGAUAGUCGUAUUGACGGCGAGAAAGGUUUGGAAACAUCUGUCGGUGGCCAUCCCAAUAGUACCGCUGCCGCCGAGGCGGAGGAAGAGCGUCUGGAAGCUGCGAAAUGGAAUGCCUACUACAAAUCCGGUGAGAUUGUCCUAGUCAUUGUCAUUAUCGCUGCCUCAGCAUGGGGCUAUUACAUUUGGCGCGAACGACGCCAGCGUGCCGGCUACGCUGGAAUCUUCGGAGGCGAUACUCCAAUGGCUCUAGCAGGCGCGAGAAGUGGUUCAAGGGGAGCUGCAGGUCUAGAAGAUUUCCGCAACAAGCGAAAUGCUCGAGAUGUGGAGGCAGCGGAUUUUGAUGAAAGUGAAUUGGAUGAACUACAUGUGAGGUCGCCUACAGAUGAUAUGGAUAGAGAUAGAUAUAGCGUUGGAAGCGCAAGCGAUGACGAGGGCACCGGAAAGAGGAAUGGAAAUGGAAAGGGGAAACAAAAGAGCUACUCAUAGUGUAUUUCAAUCUUGAUGAAUUGAAGGCGUGGCAAGACGGAUAUUUCUCUUUAAUCGUAUAAGCAUCAGUACGGGCGCUUUUGGAGAUUUUGGGAUCAAGACGAUCGGACUGUUACCAUUCCUAUUCUAGACUUUGUUUCAAUUAAAACUGCAUUGUGGGAACUUGGGGUUUUAAGUGGAAAUGGUAAUGGAAAUAUUGAUGGGUAGUACAAUUACUCCUAAAUGGAAUCGUGUAUGCUCGUGUUACAGUCCGGGAUACAAGCGUGAGUAAUACAUUCGUUGGCUUUGAAUACACUUCAU